GUUUCAAAGAAUAUGCCAGUCCGACCUAAUCCUGAUUCUCUCCGAACCCUCACACUAGAGACGAUCUGUGUAAACUAUGACCUCCUAGUGUACGGAUGUCUGGAGAGGAAAGAUGUUAAUAAACUUUUAGACUCUGACAUGGAGGAGUAUAAAAGCGUAACAGGACCAUUUUCGGAGUAUCCCAGUUCUCUUCUAGAGGAUCUUAUUCAGAUGAUGAGUGAAAAAAGAGGAUUACCAAAGCAAUCUCUUCAUCAGCUGCUUUUACCCCAGCUUCAGGCGUAUACGGUGAUUAUGCGAGCUUCAAGACAUAUACAAACACAACUUCUUGUCAACUGUAAACAGCUCAGGAAACUAGAGUUUACUUCAUGCAAAACCAUUCAACCUCUCUUUUACAACAAGUUUUUUGCGAAUUUUCCAUUUCUUGUAAUUCUGAACCUGGAGGGAACGAUACUUGACAAUGAAGCUUUCAACACCAUCGGGAGAACAUGCUCUAAUCUCAGAAGUUUGAAUGUUGCUGACAGUACAAUAACAGACGGGGGACUUUAUCAUCUUGUACAUACGCCAGAGGAACCCCGAGUAAGAAAUAUAUCGACUGUGAAUAUAUUGAAUACCCGGCUUUCGGACGAAGCCGUUGCUAAAUUCACUCUCAGUCAUCCUGGCCUUCUCAAACUAAGUGUGAAGAACAUGUCACCAAUGUUUACAAGAAUCAGAGAGAUGACAGAUUUACAGGAUUUGAAGAAAAAUAACAUUUUUCAACUGAGAAUCCUAAAUUUCUGUGAAGGAAAUGUUGAUGAGAAAGCUGUUCAGUUGGGAUUAGAGGUCUGUCCCUUUACAGAAUCAUUAGUUAUCAGGCAAACAGAUCUAAGGUUAGUGGUCGUAAAGGGAGUGCAUACACAAUUUUGUGGCCGUAAAGGGAUUAUAUACACAACUUUGUGGUCGUAAAGGGAGUAUAUACACAAUUUUGUGGUCGUAAAGGGAGUAUAUACACAACUUUGUGGUCGUAAAGGGAGUAUACACAACUCAGAGGUCGUAAAGGGAUUAUAUACACAAUUUUGUUUUUUGUAAAGGGAUUAUAUACACAACUUUGUGGUCGUAAAGGGAGUAUACACAACUCAGAGGUCGUAAAGGGAUUAUAUACACAACUUUGUGGUCGAAAGGGAUUAUAUACACAACUUUGUGGUCGUAAAGGGAUUUUUACACUACUUUGUGGUCGUAAAGGGAGUAUAUACAAAACUUUGUGGUCGUAAAGGGAUUAUAUACACAACUUUGUGAUCGUACAGGAAUUGUAAACACAACUUUGGUCAGUGGUCAUAAAGGGAACACAACUUUGUGAUCGUAAAGAAAUUGUAAACACAACG
This is a messenger RNA of Eurytemora carolleeae, 1358 nucleotides long. RefSeq lists its product as uncharacterized. NCBI's taxonomy places the organism in Eukaryota, Metazoa, Arthropoda, Copepoda, Calanoida, Temoridae. The transcript has 13 exons. Bases 13 to 942 code for a protein of 309 amino acids. The record is from RefSeq and is a predicted model, not a curated record.